Messenger RNA from Ictidomys tridecemlineatus (thirteen-lined ground squirrel), 2933 nucleotides. It is a transcript of the gene Kcnc1, whose product is annotated as potassium voltage-gated channel subfamily C member 1. Gene Ontology annotation, biological process: potassium ion transmembrane transport; protein homooligomerization; action potential. The record is from RefSeq and is a predicted model, not a curated record. Gene Ontology annotation, molecular function: delayed rectifier potassium channel activity; protein binding. Gene Ontology annotation, cellular component: neuronal cell body membrane; postsynaptic membrane; axon terminus. Lineage: Eukaryota; Metazoa; Chordata; Mammalia; Rodentia; Sciuridae.
GCCGACGAGUUCUUCUUCGACCGCCACCCAGGCGUCUUCGCGCAUAUCCUGAACUACUACCGCACGGGCAAGCUGCACUGCCCAGCCGACGUGUGUGGGCCGCUCUACGAGGAGGAGCUGGCCUUCUGGGGCAUCGACGAGACAGACGUGGAACCCUGCUGCUGGAUGACGUACCGCCAGCACCGCGACGCCGAGGAGGCGCUCGACAGCUUUGGCGGGGCGCCCCUGGACAACAGCGCUGACGACGCGGACGCCGACGGCCCCGGAGACUCAGGCGACGGUGAGGACGAGCUAGAGAUGACCAAACGACUGGCGCUGAGUGACUCCCCAGAUGGCCGGCCUGGCGGCUUCUGGCGCCGCUGGCAGCCGCGCAUCUGGGCUCUCUUUGAGGACCCCUACUCGUCCCGCUAUGCGCGGUAUGUGGCCUUUGCCUCCCUGUUCUUCAUCCUGGUCUCCAUCACCACCUUCUGCCUGGAGACCCACGAGCGCUUCAAUCCUAUCGUGAACAAGACAGAGAUUGAGAAUGUUCAGAAUGGCACACAAGUGCGCUACUACAGGGAAGCGGAGACAGAGGCCUUCCUCACCUACAUCGAGGGCGUCUGCGUGGUGUGGUUCACCUUUGAGUUCCUCAUGCGUGUUGUCUUCUGCCCCAACAAAGUUGAGUUCAUCAAGAACUCGCUCAACAUCAUUGACUUUGUGGCCAUCCUCCCCUUCUACCUGGAGGUGGGCCUAAGUGGCCUGUCCUCCAAGGCUGCCAAGGAUGUCCUGGGCUUCCUGCGAGUUGUUCGCUUCGUGCGCAUCCUGCGCAUCUUCAAGCUGACCCGCCACUUCGUGGGCCUGCGUGUCCUGGGCCACACACUCCGUGCCAGCACCAACGAGUUCCUGCUGCUCAUCAUCUUCCUGGCCCUGGGCGUGCUCAUCUUUGCCACCAUGAUCUACUAUGCUGAGAGGAUAGGGGCACAGCCCAACGACCCCAGUGCCAGUGAGCACACGCACUUUAAGAACAUCCCCAUUGGCUUCUGGUGGGCCGUGGUCACCAUGACGACACUGGGCUACGGAGACAUGUACCCGCAGACAUGGUCUGGCAUGUUGGUGGGAGCACUGUGCGCACUGGCAGGCGUGCUGACCAUUGCCAUGCCCGUGCCUGUCAUCGUGAACAAUUUUGGGAUGUAUUACUCCUUAGCCAUGGCUAAGCAGAAACUACCAAAGAAAAAAAAGAAGCAUAUUCCGCGGCCACCGCAGCUGGGAUCUCCCAAUUAUUGUAAAUCUGUCGUAAACUCUCCACACCACAGUACUCAGAGUGACACAUGUCCGCUGGCCCAGGAAGAAAUUUUAGAAAUUAACAGAGCAGAUUCCAAACUGAAUGGGGAGGUGGCGAAGGCCGCGCUGGCGAACGAAGACUGCCCCCACAUAGACCAGGCCCUCACUCCCGAUGAGGGCCUGCCCUUUACGCGCUCGGGCACCCGCGAGAGAUACGGACCCUGCUUCCUCUUAUCAACCGGGGAGUACGCGUGCCCACCUGGUGGAGGAAUGAGAAAGGAUCUUUGCAAAGAAAGCCCUGUCAUUGCUAAGUAUAUGCCGACAGAGGCUGUGAGAGUGACUUGACCAGGCGGCUUGGCCGAGGACACUGGUGGCUAUUAAGCAUCUGGGUGGACCUGCAGCCCCUCCUCACCCUCGGACAGAGUAAAUUCACGCCAUGCAGGUUUGCCGGACGAGUCCGAGUGGCCCAGGCAUUGUGCUAGGACGGACGUAGCUUUUCCUACGGCCAAAUGGUAACUGACCGUAGAGGAUUUCUUUUCCUUCUUUUCAUUUUUUAAAAUUUUAUUUUAUUUGGGGAGGGAGGGUGGAGGGGUUCCUUAGCAUGACUUGCAUGAAGUUAAACAGAAAACCCAGCAAACCAAACCCACCAACCUCCCUGCAACUGUAUGAUUACCCUCAACAACAAUAACAAGAAGAAAAAGAAAAAGUCCUAUAUUUUCUUUCAGAGCUCUUUACUUUUACACACAUUGUUGGAGCCAAAUUGUAACAGCGUUCAGUAGAAACCUGUACAUUUCUGGGAGUGGGGGACCGGGGAGGAAGGAUGGAGAUGGGGAACAAAUUACUUCUCCUUUUGUACACAAGAUCGAGAGUAAAGGUUCCAAAAAGGGCAGUCGGUCAGUCAUUGGUCAUAUUGACCUCACCUUCAUAGUUCAUCUCUCACACGGAAACUGAGAACUUUGCUCCAAAUAGAAUUGUGAAAACUCGCACUGCCGCCUUCUUCCCUCUCUGUUUGGCAUGCUUGUGACCCAGCGGACGUCUCCCCAAGACCCCUGGCAGCGGCUAGUCUAGGUUGAAUCUCUCAUCAUAUCGGUGUGUAGAUCCAGUGUGACCAACUUUCAUAAUAAAUUGUUCAUAGUAAAUAAUCAGCACCGUAUGGAUUUUCCAAGUGUUAUUUUAAAACCAGGAUGUAGAGCACCAAAAGUUCAGGACCACAGGAGGGGCAACCUCCUCCACCUUUACCAAGGCACAACCUGGCGAUGUAUGCAAUUUAGUACUUCAGAGUAAAAAACUGCAUGCCCAAUGUUAUGCAAAGCGAUUCGAGCAUGAAAUAAAUUUUGUAUCAUGGUUUCUGUAUAGUCUAAAGCAGAUUUGUUUUCCUGAAGCAAUUGGAGGUUUGCAGAGACACGCUUCUGCAUCUCGAAUAAAUAUAGUAUUUUCCCAACAGAAACAGAGGACAGUAGCUUGGCUUUGGUCUGAUUCUAAAAUUAGUGUGGGGGGGGGAGAAGGAUGAUAUUUUUGAAAAACACAUGCUUGAGUUGAAAAAAAAUGCAACAUCUCGAGCUUUCACUGCAGCUCACAACAUUUCCUGGAAAGAGAGCAACGAUGCUUUAGCUCAACAAACUCCCCUCCCCGGGCCCUGGACCCGGAAAUAAAAAGCUGACUUCUGAGAUGAA